AUGAAUCUAACAGCAGAUGCUGCAGAAGUGAUCUUCAAGUUAGAAACAACUGAACCUAGACCUAACGGCACUAAUUGCCCUGAAAAUGAAGAAUACAGAUUCUGCGAAACCUGUAACCGGACCUGUGAUAACGCCAAAUCCCCCUGCCCCGCGCAGUGCGCCAGAGGCUGCUUCUGUAUGGCUAACAAACAAUAUACAGACGUACCAAUACCAUACAAGAUGAUGUGCAAUGCAAACCAGGUGUACAAAGACUGCGAGAAUUGCGAGAAAACCUGUAGUAACCCCAAUCCUCAUUGCUCUACACAAUGUUCUAGAGGAUGCUUUUGUAAAGAAGGACUUUAUAAAGCACCCGAUGGAGAAUGCCUUGAAUUAGAUAAAUGCCCCAAAGCGGAAGAAUCGAUAGGUACAGCCCACGAGCCGUCAAUAGAAGACUGUGAUAUUGACGAAGAGUAUUACGCUUGUGGAUGGUGUGAACCGACUUGCUCUGAGCCAGAGCCGCGGUGCCCUUUGAGGGUGUGCACACGUGGUUGUCAAUGCCGUCCACCCCUUCUGAGACACCGCACCGGCAAAUGCGUCACCCCUGAGCUCUGCAGCCCACAAAAAUGUGAGGACCCAAACGAAGAAUACGCUUGCCGGUACGGAUGCGAGGCAUCUUGUAUACAACACCGUUGCGUCCGCCCGCGCCGCUGUGAGCUAGGCUGCCACUGCAAGCUCGGGUUAUUAAGAGACCACUUUACCGGGAAAUGCGUGGAGAAGAACCAAUGCACAAAUGGACGCCACACUAUUACAGAUUUAAAAACAACCAUUUUACUACCAAAUGCAGUAGAUUAA
This is a messenger RNA of Diatraea saccharalis (sugarcane borer), 831 nucleotides long. The record is from the annotation of a GenBank genome assembly. Lineage: Eukaryota; Metazoa; Arthropoda; Insecta; Lepidoptera; Crambidae.